This is a messenger RNA of Penicillium malachiteum, 831 nucleotides long. Its product is annotated as fungal specific transcription factor domain-containing protein. The record is from RefSeq and is a predicted model, not a curated record. NCBI's taxonomy places the organism in Eukaryota, Fungi, Ascomycota, Eurotiomycetes, Eurotiales, Aspergillaceae. The transcript is spliced from 5 exons. Bases 1 to 831 code for a protein of 276 amino acids.
AUGGUUUCCACAGGCACAGAGUCACAUACCAACGCAGAUGAUCUAUCAGGGGGCGCCAAGCGCAAGCGUAGUGGAUGCUCCCCAGGAAUUGAAGGAACAGUUUGCUCAAGAUGCGAGGACCAGCAGGUUCAAUGUACAUAUAACCGCCCAGUCAAGCGACGAGGCCCACCUGCCCGUCGAACAUGCAAGAAUGCGAAUACACACGCUGUGAUAGCCGACGAUGAUCCACCUGCGAAUACACAAACUACUGCAAUGACGGAGUCCAUUAAUAUAUCACCCCUGAUGGGCAUUCAACCGAUGUAUAAUUUGCCUCCAGCAACCUUCACUCCUGAAGAUGGAAACAGUGCUCAUUCUCCACAUGCAUCCAUUCUCUAUUCUGAGAUAGAAGAUGUGUUAGAACCGAAGGUCAUCGAGAAGCUAUGCUAUGCUGCGGCUGUUAAGGCCAUGCCUGCUGACAUUACAACAAUUUCCGAUUACUGUCAAGCUAUGAAAGCGAGUGCAUUAUUGACUUCAGUGUGCCUUCAGAAUGGCAAGCUGAAGAGACUCGUCUCUCAUCUGUCAGAUUAUAUCUGUCUUUCUACAAUCCAUAAGUUUCAUCUUGAAGCUCACUGGCCUGAGGGUCUUACUGAGAUAGAGCGACAAGAACGGCGCAGAUUGUUCUGGUGUGUCUACCAGCAAGAGCGUUACCUUUCAAAGAAUUUCGAUUUGCCAACUCGGCAGUGCGAGGGAAAAUCCACGGUGCUUUACCCAGCAGAGGUUUUUGACGAUAGCGACAUUACUGCGACAGGCGUACAUUUGCGACCAGAUCGUGUAUCAUUCAUCCGUGGAUGA